Molecule: messenger RNA, 2988 nt
Organism: Esox lucius (northern pike)
Lineage: Eukaryota; Metazoa; Chordata; Actinopteri; Esociformes; Esocidae
Product: NLR family CARD domain-containing protein 3-like
Molecular function (GO): protein binding
Source: RefSeq, a predicted model, not a curated record
AUGCCAACCUCACACGACACAGCAAUCCACUGCAAUGACAUCUUCAAACCCUUACCUGGCCAAGAGAAACCCAUCAGGACUGUGCUUACAAAGGGCAUCGCUGGUAUCGGAAAAACUGUCUCUGUGCAGAAAUUCAUCGUAGACUGGGCUGAGGGCAAGGAAAACCGAGAUGUGGAUGUUAUAUUUGUGCUUCCUUUCAGGGAGCUAAACUUGAUCAGAGAUCAACAGUACAGUUUGCUCAGACUUCUGAAUGACUUCAACACAGAUCUAGACAAACACAGCAUGAAGAAACUUGUUGCCUGUAAAUCAAUGUUUAUCUUUGAUGGUCUGGAUGAAAGCAGACUUCCAUUGGAUUUUCACUGUAACAAAGCCAUAUCUGAUGUAACACAGAUAUCAUCUGUAGAUGUUCUGAUGACAAACCUCAUCAAGGGAAAUCUGCUUCAUUCUGCUCUCCUCUGGAUAACUACCAGACCUGCAGCAGCCAAUCAGAUCCCUUCAGGGUGUGUUGACCUGGUGACAGAGGUGAGAGGGUUCAAUGACCCACAGAAAGAGGAGUACUUCAGGAAGAGAUUCAGUGAUGAGGACCUGGCCAGCAGAAUCAUCUCACACAUAAAGACAUCAAGGAGCCUCCACAUCAUGUGUCACAUACCAGUCUUCUGUUGGAUUUUGGCUGUAGUCCUUGAGCACAUGUUGACUACAGAUAAGAGAGGAGAGAUGCCCAAGACUCUGACUGAGAUGUUCACACACUUCCUGUUAAUUCAGACCAGCCACAAGAACCAGAAGUAUCAUGAAAGAGAUGAGAUGGAAGCGGAGCUGAUGGAGUCAGAUAAGGAUGUUCUUCUCAAGCUGGGGAAGCUGGCGUUUGAACAUCUGGAGAAGGGCAAUCUCAUGUUCUAUGAAGAAGACCUGAAAGAGUGUGGCAUCGAUGUUCGAGAGGCAUCAGUGUACUCAGGAAUGUGCACAGAAAUCUUCAAAGAAGAGUCAGUGUUAUUUCAGAGAGUGGUGUACUGCUUUGUGCAUCUGAGCAUUCAGGAGUUCCUCUCAGCUGUCUACAUGUACCAUUGUUUCACAACCCAGAACAUGGAUGCACUGAAACCCUUCCUUAAGAGAAAGACUAAAACUUCAUCUGAAAAUCUAACCUUACAUGAGCUGCUGAAGAGUACCGUGGAUAAAGCCUUGAAGAGCAAGAAUGGACACCUGGAUCUUUUUGUUCGUUUCCUUCAUGGCCUCUCAUUGGAGUCUAAUCAGAAACUCCUACGAGGUCUGGUAACACAGACAGAAAGCAGUCCAGAGAGCGUCCAGAAAAUCGUCAGAUCCCUAAAGGUGAUGCAGAAGAAGAACAUCUCCCCUGAGAGGUGCAUCAAUCUCUUCCACUGUCUGAUAGAGAUGAAAGACCAUUCAGUACAGGAGGUCUCACACUUGCAGUGUUCAGCCCUGGCCUUCAUGCUGCAGAUAUCAGAGCAAGUUAUGGAUGAGUUUGAUUUGAAGAAGUACAAGACAUCACAGGAGGGUCGUAGGAGACUGAUCCCAGCUGUCAGAGGAUGCAGAAAGGCUCUACUCGCUGGCUGUAAACUCACAGCAGAAGUGUGUGAAGUGAUAUCAUCAGCUCUCAGGUCAAACCCCUCCCACCUGACAGUGGUGGAUCUGAGUGACAAUGAACUGAUGGAUUCAGGAGUGAAGAUGCUCUCUGCUGGACUGGGGCAUCCACACUGUCAACUGGAGACUCUGAGGCUGUCAAGCUGUCUGAUCACAGAGGAAGGCUGUGCUUCUCUGGUCUCAGCUCUGAAGUCAAACCCCUCACACCAUGAACUGGAUCUGAGUAACAAUGACCUGAAGGAUACGGGAGUGGAGAAGCUCUCUGCUCUGCUGAAGGACCCACAAUGUAGACUGGAGACUCUGAGACUGUCAGGUUGUGGAAUCACUGAGGAAGGCUGUGCUUCUCUGGUCUCAGCUCUGAAGUCAAACCCCUCACACCUGAAAGAACUGGAUCUGAGUAACAAUGACCUGAAGGAUACGGGAGUGGAGAAGCUCUCUGCUCUGCUAAAGGAUCCACAAUGUAGACUGGAGACUUUGAAACUGUCAGUUUGUAGAAUCACUGAGAAAGGCUGUGCUUCUCUGGUCUCAGCUCUGAAGUCAAACCCCUCACACCUGAAAGAACUGGAUCUGAGUAACAAUGACCUGAAGGAUACGGGAGUGGAGAAGCUCUCUGCUCUGCUGAAGGACCCACAAUGUAGACUGGAGACUCUGAGGCUGUCAGGCUGUCUGGUCACAAAGGAAGGCUGUGCUUCUCUGGUCUCAGCUCUGAAGUCAAACCCCUCACAUCUGAAAGAACUGGAUCUGAGCUACAAUCACCCAGGAGACUUGGGAGUCACACUGCUCUCUGCUGGACUGGAGGAUCCACACUGGAGACUGGAGAAACUCAAUAUGGAUCAUGGUGGAGAAUGGUGGUUGGAAUCAGGACUGAAGAAAUAUGUCUGUGAUCUCACACUGGACCUAAACACAGUAAACAGAAACCUCUCUCUGUCUGAGGAGAACAGAAAGGUGACAAGGAGGAGAGGAGAGGAGCAGCUGUAUCCUGAUCACCCAGAGAGAUUUGACCACUGGUCACAGGUGUUGUGUAGAGAGGGUCUGUCUGGACGCUGUUACUGGGAGGUAGAGUGGAGUGGGAAAGGGGCUGGGAUAGGAGUGACAUAUAAAGGAAUCAACAGGAGAGGAGGUGGUGACUGUUGUCUUGGAUACAAUGACAAGUCCUGGAGUCUGGACUGUUAUUAUGACUGUUACUCUGUCUGUCACAAUAAUAAGACAACAGACAUACCUGUCACCUCCUCAGACUCCCACAGAGUAGGAGUGUAUCUGGACUGGCCAGCCGGCACUCUGUCCUUCUACAGGGUCUCCUCUGACACACUGACCCACCUGUACACAUUCAACACCACAUUCACUGAGCCCCUCUAUCCAGGGUUUAGGGUUUAUUCUGACUCCUCAGUGUCU